AUGGACACCGAACGUAAAGCUAUAGUUGAAACAUUGUCGCGACCAGAAAUUAAAGAUUUUGCGCUUCGAUCGGACAUAAAGUAUCAAAUAAAAAAUGCAGAAGAAUCGAUCAAAGCCCGAAAGGAAGGCAAUGACAUUUACAUAAAGAAAGAACACACUGACGAAGAUCAUAAAAUGAUUUUGUAUUAUUAUAACAAAAGUAUAGCUUAUGCUCCCAGUGAAUCUGAAGAACUAAUGUAUGCUUACAGUAAUCGAGCAUAUUUAUUACUACACAUCAAUAAAUACAAUGAAGCUAUAGAGAGUUUAGAUAAAGCCUUACAAUUAUCAGAUUCGAUUACGAUGAAAGUGAAACUAUACUGUCAAAAAGCCAAAUGUCUGGCUGCUCUUGGGUCCUCAAUGAAAGAUGUUGUUAUGAAAGAGAUUGAUCAAAUCUUGAAAAAAUCUAAAUUAUCUACUGAGGAGGCCACCUUUGUUACGGAUAUCAUUAAAAAAACCAAAUCGUCAAUGUCAUCGAUGAAGCAAUUCAAACCUCAGAAUGAAAAGUUCUUACAGGAAAAAGCAGAGUGCAAUCAAAUUAUAAAUGAUAGAGAGAAAGUUGAUCCUUUUGACUUUGUUGAAAUAAAAUCAACCAAAAAUAUGGGCAGAGGUCUAUAUGCCAAAACUGAUUUUAAAACAGGCGAUUUAGUACUCGUGGAAAAACCUUGCAUGAUUGGACCACAUUUUUUCAAUCAAUAUGUAUUCUGUUCACAAUGUUUAUCAGUUGCAUGGACUGGAAUCCCAUGUGAAACAUGUCAUGAUUAUAUGUUUUGCUCGCUAAAAUGUAAAAACAUGGCCUGGGAAGAGUAUCAUCAGAUUGAUUGCUCAAUAACACCAUAUCUUAUUUUAUGUGAUCCUGAAAUUCCUAAAUGGAUCGACUUGAAUCUUAAAUUUAUCAUAACAUUAAUGAAAGACAGUAAAACCAUCGAUGAGCUAAAAUCAAAACUGAACAUUACCAAAAACAAUCAAGCUAAAAUAGGGAAUGAUGAACCAAAAAAUUUUAUUAAUUUAUUUAGUAAAGUAAUGAGUUUGUCUUAUGACUUACCAAAGAAAAAUGAAGAAUUCAUUUAUAUUGGAUCCUUGCUUUUGAGAUUGGUUAAAAUAAGUGCUCUCAACUCUCAUAGUAUAUCAAAUGUAACUGCUGUAAGUUCACAAAUGAAUCCUUUCUUAGCUGGAAGAAGCACUAGAACUAGAGGUUUUUGCAUGGGACUUAUCAGUAGUAUGAUCAAUAAUAGUUGUGCACCAAAUAUUAGAAGAUGUUUUUCAGAUGAGAUGAAGUAUGUUUUUUAUGCUGUGGAACCAAUUGCCAGUGGAACUGAGGUACCCUUUAGAUUCACAGAAAUGAAAUUUAUAAAGAGAAUUAAUCCAUUGAUAGAUAGAUUUCUCCGUUCGAAAAAUACUCUUGCAAAAAAUAAGGAUAAGAAAAAUGUUAUCAACAAAGAUUUGAUAAAAACUAUGGCUGAUAUUAUGGAUGAAUUAGCUGAUGUUCUACCGCAACCUAGUUUAUCUAGAUGUAUGUUACUCAAUGUAUUUGAUGAGGUUUUCGAAAAAUAUUAUGGUCUUACUGUACCCUUUGAUAACUUUUGUUCGACAUUUAAGUGUAGUACUUUGAUGCCUUAUUACAUUUUGAAUUUUAUAAUUGUGUUUGAGUAA
Molecule: messenger RNA, 1689 nt
Organism: Trichogramma pretiosum
Lineage: Eukaryota; Metazoa; Arthropoda; Insecta; Hymenoptera; Trichogrammatidae
Product: SET and MYND domain-containing protein 4-like
Exons: 6
Coding region: 1-1689 (562 amino acids)
Molecular function (GO): protein binding
Source: RefSeq, a predicted model, not a curated record